Limulus polyphemus (Atlantic horseshoe crab) is the source of this 2641-nucleotide messenger RNA. It is a transcript of the gene Usp30, whose product is annotated as ubiquitin carboxyl-terminal hydrolase 30-like. Gene Ontology annotation, cellular component: nucleus; cytosol. Gene Ontology annotation, biological process: protein deubiquitination. The record is from RefSeq and is a predicted model, not a curated record. Lineage: Eukaryota; Metazoa; Arthropoda; Merostomata; Xiphosura; Limulidae. Gene Ontology annotation, molecular function: cysteine-type endopeptidase activity; cysteine-type deubiquitinase activity. The coding region runs from base 190 to 1422 and encodes 410 amino acids. The transcript is spliced from 10 exons.
AACAGUAAAGCAGUAGUAAAUUAUAAAGAUGAGUUUAUGGUGGUGAAACAGAGAAUAUAAAUAUACCUCAGUUAUUAGGUGUUGUAUUGGUAAUGAGGUGAAUGACGAGAGAUCGAUAAUAUUAUAGCAUUAGUAAAUGUCUAAGUAAUAAAUCAAGCAUAAUUACAGUGGUGUGAGUGUCAUAAAAAGAUGGAUCUACAAAAACCAAGGUUUCUUAUAGGAGGUGUACUUGGAGCAAUUACUUUAGCUGGAAUUUAUGUUCUUUGGGGUCCUACUGUAGCAAAGAAGAGAAAUUUUAGAGGUUAUGUUCCAGGCCUUCAUAAUCUUGGAAAUUCAUGCUUUCUGAAUGCUGUCCUACAAGCAUUGUCUUCUUGUGAAACUUUAAUCAGAUGGCUUGGUCAUACAGCUUCUUUCCCAACAGACCAGACAACAUCUUAUUUGGACAAAAACAAGAGCUUGAUAUCGGUGUUACUGAAAACUCUCUUAGAGUUGAAUUAUUAUGAAAGCACAGCAUGGAAGCAAGAUACUUGUAGUCCAGCAGAUGUGAUCGGUGCAUUACGUUCACAUCAUUGGAUAAUAAGUAGUGAUGAACAGGAUGCCCAUGAACUCUUUCAUGUUCUAACAACAACACUUGAAGAGGAAAUUAGCCAGUGCCAUUCUAUUCCUUCACUACUGGAUGUUAGAGCUUUACAGUAUCCUGUGUGCUUUGAUGUCUUUGACAGCAUAUCACUGCCCUUGCCAAAUUCUUUCUGGGGUCACUUAAGAAUUCAAGAUUGUCUUCAAAAGUUUAUCAGUACAGAAUGCAUUCAGGAUGUUGAUUGUAAAGAAUGUAACUUGAGGAGGAAACAAAAAAUGCUAGAAGACAAAUCCAAUGCUUCAGAGAAAUCACAGUUUACCAAAAGGCUCAUGAUUGGAAAGCUUCCAGACUGCUUAUGUUUCCAUCUUCAGAGGACAAUCUGGUUGUCAGAUGGGAUGCCCACAAAAAGAGGGGAUCACAUAGUUUUCCCAGAGUUCCUUAGUAUGGCUUCAUACAUAUACCCUUACUGUCAGAAGUAUCAGAGUUGUAAUAUGAAGUCCAAAUCUAGACUUGUUGGUGGAAGAACCUUGGAAAGCUUAAAAACACACAUUAGCCCUUCAACAUAUGUGAACUCAGAGAAAAAUCCUGAUACCUCUUUAAUAUCAUUAAAUGGCAGUGGAUAUUCAGCCCAGAAAAACACCUAUCAACUGAAAUCAGUGAUUGUUCACCUUGGUGAUGUAUUCUCUGGACACUUCCUCACAUAUCGAAGAGGUCCUCUCCACACAUCAGCUUAUAACAGGUGGUUUUGUGUGUCUGACACCUUAGUAAGAGAAGUGCCUAUCUCAGAAGUCCUACAGUCUUCAGUUUACAUGCUGUUUUAUGAAAGGUGCCAACAAAGACAUUAAGUAAUAAACUGUUGUUGAAUUCAAAUGUUAGUUUGGUAUUUUGCCUGUCAUCAGAUAUACCAAAAGUAAUAUUAGGUUGUACACUUAGCCAUUAAAGCAAUGUGGUAGCUAUGAUUAUGUAAGUAUAAUGAGAAGAUAAUUGUAUGCAAAAUUCUGUCAUAUAUCAGAGUGAAAAAUGAACAUGCUGUUUACGAGGAGUAAGUUAUUGAGUUUAGCACAUGUUUCAUCAAAAAUGAUAAUUAUGAUUAGGAUAAAAUAAUAAAUCAUUAUGAAAAGUCUUUGGAGGGGAGCCAAUGAUUUGCUUUAACUUGUAAAACAGAUGCGUAAUAUAAUGAUGGUAUUGUCAUGUUAAGAAUGGACAGUAUUGGUAGAACAUUCAUUAUUAUGAAACAAUAUAAGUUAAACAGCAACUAGUAUUGUAGUAUGCAAGUUCCAAAAUUUUGAAACAUUUAUUGAAAACUUUAAAGAGUCUUUCCCAAAAGGAUGAUGAAGUUAAUUAGAAAAUUUAAUUCAUUGUUUUCAGGUUAACUAUUUACCAUAACAGCUUUGUUGCAAAAAUUAUAUAAAAACAAAAUAAAGUACAUCAUACAUGUUUUGCGAAGCAUCGUGUAUUUUAUGUACCAUUUCUAGAAAUUAUUAUGAAUAAUUUUUCUGUUUCCCUUCAUUUUGAGAAAGCUCCUCCAUUUUAAUGCAUAUAGAAUUUUCAUUAUCACUUGAUUUAUUAUAUAUAUAUAUAUAUUACUCUUUUGAAAAGAAAAGAAAAACAUUAGGCCAUCUUUACAACCUCAGUAAAAGAAGAACACUCACAUUAGUCUGUGUAUAAAAACAUCUAAGUACUGUUACAAUUCAUUUUGGUUGCUUUUGAAAUUGUUUGCAUUUCUGUUAAGUAUGAGUGAUCUGUUGUUUAUUAUUUAUUGUUCUUCAGUAUUGGCUUUCUUUUUAAUGUGUUGAUGCUCAGAGCAUUUUAUGUAUCACCCAGUGUUUUAAAUACAUAAAUAUGAGGAGUUUUUUUUUUAAAUAAACAGCCAUGAAUUUAAACUUUUAUACAUAUUAACAAGUGAUCUCUGACUUAACUAGAAAAUAUUUGCUAAACUGCUCUGAGCCAGUUAAUUGUAGAAUUUUGUUGUAUUUUCUGCAAAUUUGUCAGAAUACAGGAUGAAUGGAAUGAUGUAGAACAAUUAUGAAAAAAAGAACUUAUGAAGAUAUAAUGGCUUUUGAA